Schizophyllum commune H4-8 is the source of this 162-nucleotide messenger RNA. RefSeq lists its product as uncharacterized. The record is from RefSeq and is a predicted model, not a curated record. The annotation marks the transcript as partial. The transcript has a single exon. NCBI's taxonomy places the organism in Eukaryota, Fungi, Basidiomycota, Agaricomycetes, Agaricales, Schizophyllaceae.
GUGUACUCCAACGUGCACGAAUUUUGCGAUUCGUGCACGGUGUGUGAAGCGGCGAAGGGCGCCUACACAGCGCCCUCAGGAGAAACGCACUCGCUUCCAGUACCCACAAAGCCGUGGGAUUCGAUUGGUAUGGACUUUCUGGGGCCAUUCCCUGAAAGUCAA